AUGUUGAGCUUCCUAGCUUCAUCAUUAUUAGCUAUAAGCAUCAUCUGCUCGGUUGAUCCCGGCGCGGCUGGUCCCCUGGAUGCGCUCAGCUGGGCCCGGAUGGACAACAUCAAUCUGCCAUGGUUGCCAUAUGAAAACAUGACGCGAUGCUACGGGGAUCUGGGGUGCCUGAACAUCACCAAGGAGUGGUACCAUCUGAUCUUUCGGCCGUUCAACGUGUUCCCGCUGCCGCGGAGCGUGAUCAACACGCGGUUCAUACUGUACACGGAGAAGAAUCCGACCGAUGGGCAGCUGCUGCAGGCGGAAGUGAAGGACACGAUGGCGAAGUCGCACUUCAACUCGGAGUGGCCGACCAAGUUCAUCAUCCACGGGUUCAUCGAUACGCCCCUGUCGAACUGGGUGUCGGAGAUGCGCGACGAGCUGAUCACGCGCGGAUCGCUCAACGUGAUCGUGGUCGACUGGGCCGGCGGCUCACUGCCACUGUACACGCAGGCCACGGCCAACACGCGGCUGGUGGGGCUGGAGAUAGCGUUCCUGAUCCGCAAACUGCAGGAGUACCACGGGCUGCGGCCGGAGGAUGUGCACCUGAUCGGUCACUCGCUCGGUGCGCACACGGCAGCGUACGCCGGCGAGAGGAUCGCGGGUUUGGGUCGCAUCACGGGCCUGGAUCCGGCGGAACCGUAUUUCCAGGGUAUGGGGCCGAUCGUGCGGCUCGAUCCAUCCGACGCAACGCUCGUCGACGUGAUCCACACGGACGGGCGCAGUGUGUUCCGGCUCGAGAUCCCCGGCUACGGUAUGUCGCACGCCUGCGGCCACCUGGACUUUUACCCGAACAACGGCAAGGAGCAACCGGGCUGUGCGCUGUCGCAGGAGGGCGCCGCCACCAUUCCGCUCACGCUCAUCAAGGACGGCAUCGAAGAGGCGUCCCGUGUGCUGCUGGCGUGCAACCACAUCCGCGCCAUCAAGCUGUUCAUCGACAGCAUCAACGGGAAGUGCCCGUAUGUCGCUCAUCGGUGCCCAUCGUAUCAGCAUUUCCUCAGCGGGAACUGCUUCAAGUGCACCGCCGGUAACUGCGCCCUCAUGGGAUACCACGCGUCCCUGCCGAUCACGACGGCCAAACAGAACGCGUCCGAAAACGACGUGGUGAUCGGUUCGUCCAUCCCGGUGGCCCCGCAGCCGGGCAAAUACUUUCUGGCCACGGGCCGUGAUUUUCCCUUCUGCCAGCGCCACUAUCGGUUCACGGUGGAACUGGCGAAACCCAAAAUAGCCGAAACCUGGGUUCAGGGCCACCUCACGGCGGGAAUCUUCUCCGAGCGCGGUGCCCUUCGCAACAUUGACCUUACGCCGAAGGGGACGGCACGGUUGGAGCACGGUACCACCUAUCAAGUGGUGGUCACGAACCCGCACGAUCUCGGCGAUCGGAUUCGAAAGGUGGAGCUCUCGUGGACCCACGACAUGAACGUCCUCGAGCCGACGACACUGUGCCUGUUCUGGUGCAACAGCCAUCUGUACGUGAAAUCGAUACAGGUCGAGACGAUGCAGAUGCCAUCGCGAGAGAAGCGAAACAUAGAGUACUCCAACAAGCUGUGCGCUCCGAAGCGCGACUACGCCGACAUUGCCAGCCGGGGUUCGUACUCGUUCUACGACAACUGCAAACGGUAGAGGUGAGCGCGAUCGCGAUCCCAGCAACCGACGGUUGAAAGUCGCAGUCGCAUCGCGCCAACGGUUUGGCAGAUUUCAAACUUAGUGUGAACGUGCGUGUUCCUUACCAGUGCGUGCCUCGAGGAGUCCACAGUCCAUGCACACACGCGCGCGCACGCAGCACCUUUUCACAUGUGAUUUACUCGAUUAUCGUUCGCCGUAACUAGCCCCUAGCAGAGCAGCAGCGUUCAUCUGGUAGCGUUUAUUAUAGUUAGUUGUCGUGUUAAGGACUCGCUUUCGACUGCUGCUUGUUUUUGUUUCGGUCCCCCCCCCCCCCCCGGCCCCCCAGCGGACUUUUCUCAACCACGUGCGAGAAGAAUUCUACUACACAUUCGCGCGCGCGCGAAUCUCAAGGUGAGCCGGAGCCGGAGUGAGCGUGAGUUGUGAUUGUGUGAUUGUGUGCCACUGAACGGUGAGAGUGAGUGUGGCUGUGAGGAUCGCGCGGGAUUUCCUUCCGGUCUCGCCUCGAAUCCCGGCCCCUCCGCUAGCCCCAUCCUUUCGACCCGAGCGUUUCCGAUUUAAAUCAUUUCUAUGAAAUAUUCCACUACUCACGCACUACUACUUCCUGCCUACUUUUAGCGUAGUUUCCCUAUAGUGUGUGGACCUCGUUUAGCGGUUUAGCGUGUAGAGUGUUCCGAAACGGCUCUUGCCCCGCUGGCUGCGGAAACAAUAGAGGCACAGCUGUCCGAGUCAGAGUGAGAGAGAGAUAAAAUGACAAAUGUCCUGAGGAUGUAGGCAAAAAUGGGACAGCGCAAACGCCGCUUGGUUUGGGAUGAACAAUGGAAAGAGAGUCGCCAAGCCAAAGUGAAACAGUUCCCAGAUAGAUUGUGCAGCAAGUUGAUGACGCGUUGAGGAUACGUUUACGUUUUCUUUACCCUUCGGGAGCCAUAUAAAAGUACGCGUAGUUUUAUGUUGUUUUCGAUUUUGUUUUAUUACUAUUCAUUUAGUCGAAGAAAAUGGCCUAACACAUACGCUAAGGAUCUUGUUAGAGAGAGGGGAAAAGACAGGGGGCCUCCGGUCAUUCGUUGCCCGUUCCCGUU
Molecule: messenger RNA, 2741 nt
Organism: Anopheles bellator
Lineage: Eukaryota; Metazoa; Arthropoda; Insecta; Diptera; Culicidae
Product: pancreatic triacylglycerol lipase-like
Exons: 5
Coding region: 1-1662 (553 amino acids)
Biological process (GO): lipid metabolic process
Molecular function (GO): triacylglycerol lipase activity
Source: RefSeq, a predicted model, not a curated record